Molecule: messenger RNA, 5956 nt
Organism: Cydia fagiglandana
Lineage: Eukaryota; Metazoa; Arthropoda; Insecta; Lepidoptera; Tortricidae
Gene: chm
Product: histone acetyltransferase KAT7
Exons: 11
Coding region: 199-2520 (773 amino acids)
Biological process (GO): positive regulation of transcription by RNA polymerase II; negative regulation of DNA-templated transcription
Cellular component (GO): chromatin; nucleus
Molecular function (GO): zinc ion binding; histone acetyltransferase activity; transcription coregulator activity
Source: RefSeq, a predicted model, not a curated record
GUACAAUUAUUGUUACAUUUCAUGCCUUUCUUGUUAUAGUAUUUUUAGGAAUACUGCUGGCGAUAUAGGCGUCUGUUUUUAUGAAUUUAGUUUCGCAAUGGCUAUUUAAAAGUAUGCUUAUUGAAAGACAGUGUUAAGCCAUUCACGGCUCAUUUUCUCACUGUGUCUAGUGUUAGACGACUUAUUAAUUCUAAAAACAUGACAAAUCUUGAUGUGAGCAACAGUAGCACAGACAGUAGUUCUGGGUCCUCCUCAGACUCAAGCAGCAGCGGGAGCUCUUCCACCAGCUCUGGGUCUGGGUCAAGCAGCUCCGACUCUGAAUCUUCUACCUCUGACACACCUGCAGUAGCACAACCUGCCCCUAAAUCACCUGCUAAGCCUGAUGAAGAACCACCGAAAAAGAAAGAUGACUCAAAACCUAGACAAACAACAAAUAAAAAAGUAUCAUCGUCUAGUGAUGAUGAUGUGCCCAAGCCAGAGCCACCGAAACCUGCACCACCCCGCAGACGUUCUUCUACCAAACCUAAAUCAGCAGCUAGUGUCCUGGCUAAGGGGAAACCGCCUCGAGCGGCAGCAGGAGCUAAAACACCUAAACCAAUACCUAAGACCAUGACUAAACAGCAAACAAAAAAUGACCAAAAAAAGAAGAGUAUAUUCUCUCCUGACAACAGCUCGGAAUCUGAAUCAGAGAGCAAAUCAUCAAAGAGUCCUAAAGGUUCACCAAAAAAUAAAAGAGGUACUAGGAAAUCUAGUGAGGACAAGGACACAUCUCCUCCAUCACCAUUGACUGCUGCAGAAAAUGAUGAUUCAAAUUCCAAAGACAAUAUAAAACGUAGAAGUGGAAGUAGACCCAGUGGGCCCCCCUCGAAAAAAGUUGUGGAUAAUAAAAGCGCCUCCUCAUGUUCCUCAAGUCAAUCUUCAGCAGAAACUGUUUCUUCUGAAAGUGACAGUGAACCAACUCCGAAAAAGGAGCCAAUUAAAACUGGAAAGACAAAACCGCCUUCUUCAGCUAAUAAAGUAGAGAAAGGUAAAAGCGACUCGGGUGAGUCUCAGGCGACCAACAUGCCUCGGAAGCUGACACGCUCCCUGUCAGCUCGCGUGUCGCGCAUGGCCACGGCCACGAGGCCCAGAACCACGGACACCGACUCUGAUGUUGAUGAAAAAGCAAACGAUAAAAGUAAGGAGAUAAAGAAGAAAGGCCGUCCUCCCAUUUCUCGGUCUCCCAUCGCCGAGCUCGCGCCGCCGCAGCCGAGCGAGCGGCGCUGCCCCGUGCGCGGCUGCGACUCUACCGGACACCUCGGCGGCAAAGCGAGCAGGCACUUCACUUGGGACGCGUGCCCGCUGUACCACAACGUGACUGGCGCGUGGUGCGUGGCCGCGGCCGAGGAGCGCGCCGCCGCCGCCGCCGCGCGCCGCCGCGCGCUCGCCAACAUGCAGCAGCGCCCGCGCGCCAUGCCCACUAUAGAGCAGCGGGCGUACCAGCUCAAGGUCAAGGAUAUGCGCUCCAAAUGGAAGGGCAGCCAAGAGCUACGCGAGAAGCUUGCGGCUUCCGGCGGGGAUGACAUGAACGAAGAACGAGAGCCAAUAUUGGAGGGGUUUGCGCCGGAUUACGACUUGCGGCUGUUCCGGGAGGCUCAAGCGCUUGCUGCUAUUAAAAUAGAGGAGGAGCUAGGAGACAUCCCCACUGAUAAGGGAACUAGGUUCGUUGUGAUGGGCAAGUACAUGAUGGAGGUGUGGUACCAGUCGCCGUACCCGAACGACGCGGCGCGCGUGCCCCGCCUGUUCGUGUGCGAGUUCUGCCUCAACCACCACAAGAGCGCCACCGGCGCCGAGCGGCACCGCGCCAAGUGCGUGUGGCGCCACCCGCCUGGAGACGAGGUGUACAGAAAGGACAAACUGAGCGUGUGGCAGGUGGACGGUCGGAAGCACAAGCAGUACUGCCAGCAGCUGUGUCUGCUGGCCAAGUUCUUCCUCGACCACAAGACGCUAUACUACGACGUGGAACCGUUCCUGUUCUACGUCAUGACGUGCGCCGACGAGGAGGGCUGCCAUGUCGUCGGGUACUUCAGUAAGGAAAAGAAUUCGUUCCUGAACUAUAACGUGUCGUGCAUCCUGACGCUUCCUCCGUACCAAAGGCAAGGCUACGGGAGACUACUCAUCGACUUCAGUUACCUUCUAACCAAAGUUGAAGGCAAAGUCGGUUCUCCAGAGACUCCGCUCUCAGAUUUGGGUCUCAUCUCGUACCGCUCCUAUUGGAAGGAAGCGCUCUUGAAAAGACUAUGCUCCGCGCCCGGACCUACUCUGUGUAUCAGGGAUUUGAGCAAGGACCUCGCCAUUGCAUCCUCGGAUAUAGUGUCGACAUUGCAGGAGCGAGGUCUCAUGAAGUAUUGGAAGGGGAAGCACAUUGUACUAAAGAAACAGGACGUCCUGGAGGAGUUGUCCCGGCGGGCAGACCGCGCGCGCUGCGUGGAGCCGAGCUGCCUGCGCUGGACGCCGCCGGGCGCGCCGCCGCCGCGCUGACGCCGCGCCCCGCGCGCGCGACUCGCGCCCAGAGCCCGCGCGCGCCACAUGCCGCGCAGCCGCAGCAGCCAGGCCCGCAGCCUGCUGUAAGUCUGCCCCUGCGCCUUAUAUUCACUGUGAGAUCUUUGCGUUUUUCUAUGUUCACUGUGGAUUUAGGGCUGAUAUAGACGGCGCGCGAACUCGCAUGCGAUUUUGGUUACAUUGCGGACUAUUGGUUACGUCCAAUUCAAUUGACCGAUCAAAACCCGCAAUGUAAUGAAACUCACAUCGCAUGCGAGUUCUCGCAUCAUCUAAAUGAACCGUUAGCAAUGCCUUGGACGCAGCUUGUUCUGCCUUAUUAGAUCUCUGAUUGUACCUUUGUUGCAUAUAAUAUUGAUUGAAUGUUGUUUAGAUCUCACAAUUAUUCUUGUUAGACUUCGAAUGCGCGUGCCGCGUAGCCGCAAGAGCUAAGUACGUGGCCAUUCAUAAAAUUGCCUCUUAUUGUUCAAACAGUAUAUUAAACCGGGAAAUGUAUAUUAAGUAUUAUUUUUUAUUUAAAGGCAUCCGAUUCGCAUAAGUAGGUAUAUUUAAAUUUUAUCGAAUGCAUCGUAACUAUCGUAAGUGACCUAGAUGUUAUUUUUGCUGAGUAUUCAGGCGUCACGUCAUCUAAAGUUUUUUGAGUUGUAUUGGUAUGGUGUGGAUCAUCCACAGCGAAUAUAAUAAAAUCUAUAUAUUAAAGGACUUAUGAGAAAUGGAUCGACAUUAAAAACGUUCAUUUUAUCUAAGUAUAAUGAUUUGUCUUAUAAAUAAAUAGUAAUAAUACUAAUAAUCGAUUGUAUUAUACAGUAUAUUAUUUAUUUAAUCUAUUGAACAUUUGAUUUUUCCACAAACAGGAAACUGAAUCAAAUAAAUGACGACCAAAAUGAUAAAAUAAACUAACAACUAUGAGAUAUUAUGUAUGGUACAAGGAGGGAGUCCGGACAUCCGUCACAUCUGUACUAUUGACAAUUUGUUACUACGAGUAUUAUGCCCGCGGCUCCGCGCGUUUGAGAUUCAGUUACAUUUAUUUUCCCUCCCUAUAGAGUGGUUUAUAAAAAAUAACGCAGAGUAGUGUAGCCAUGAAAGGGUAAGUAACAGACUUACUAUAAUAUAAUUAUUUAUUUACUAUGAUUAAGGCAGACUUAAUUUCCCAUUUAAGUAUCUAUAACUUUGGUAUUAAUGUACUGAAAUAAAAUGUAUCAGAAUGAACUUUAUGUGUAGAUACUUAUGUGCCGCAAAUUAUAAAAUUAGUUUAAAACAAAAUGUGUUCAAAUGUGAGCAUUUCUAAAUACAUAUAUAUGUUAAUUCACGAAAGCUGACGCAGAUCUUAUAAGACAAUUUUGACAGUUAAGUACAAAUCUCUCGUCAGCUCUUCUGAAUACUCUACUCUACUUAUACCAUUGACGUGUAAUAUCUAAGGACGGGUGUUACGGGUAUUAAAAACCGGGCAAGUGCGAGUCGGACUCGCGCACGAAGGGUUCUGUACCAUAAAGCAAAAAAAAACGGAAAAAAAUGCAAAAAGAAAACGGUCGCCCAUCCAAGUACUGACCACGCCCGACGUUGCUUAACUUUGGUCACAAAUCACGUUUGCUGUGUGCCUACAUCAUCUGUGAAAAUUUCAACUGUCUAGCUAUCACGGUUCGUGAGAUACAGCCUGGUGACAGACAGACGGAUAGACGGACGGACAGCGAAGUCUUAGUAAUAGGGUCCCGUUUUACCCUUUGGGCACGGAACCCUAAAAAUGGUACUAGUUCAGCGGUGUUACUCACGAAUUCCAGCCAAUCGUGCAGACUAAAGCAACUAGUUGCGACCUACAGCGCGCGUAAUGCGAAAUAAUCAACCAAUCGCGUGCGUGAUGCGAACUCAUCAACCAAUAGCGUUGUAGCAGUGUCACACCGCUGUACUGGCCCCUGUCAUGCCUAAUUAUUAUUGCCCGUAUAGCCAGUCCCUAGAUAUCUAUGUCAAUGACUUAUACCUAAUAGUAACAUUUCAGAAUAAAGAACUGAAAUGUUGGAACCUUAUGAUUAGAUAAGUAAGAAAUUCUCUUCUUCUAUGUUUAUGUUGUGUCUUAUCGCAAUAAGUGUGGUUGUGUAGCGUACUUCUUAUAUCUUUGAAAUUAUGUAUAUAAUAAGUUAUCUAUAACCCACUAGUGUCACUUUCUUUAAAAAUACCUACGGUGUAUGUGUUGUUCGAUAUGUACGUAUUGCGUAGAGAUAACUCUUGUAGGUAUAACAUUAGACUUUUAGCGCAUAGUGGUCGUUCUCAGUAGUUAGACGACAAAAGUAUGUAGUGGCUCACAGGAACAUAUAUUCCAAUAAAAUAUAAAUGCGCUUUAAAUACGGACGGACAGCUGAAAAGAUAGACAGAAGGACAUAACAUCUUGGCUAAGGAAGCUUAAAGACCGUUUGUAGAUUACUUUAUUUUCACCUACCAUGUUUUAAUACUAGCAUCGACAUAACUGCUACUCCGGCCAUUGGGUCCUGUUAGUUGUUAACGUUAAUUUUCUUUAUUAAAUAAGAUCUGUCUUGUUGUAUUGUUCAACUAGCUCAAGGCUGCCUUGAUAUUUUGCAAAUUUCAAACUCGACCUUCGACCUCAAAGUUCCAUCGUCGGACCUGUUCAAUGUGUAAUACCAGGGGUGCGAAACUCCUGAGAUCGGCCAAACUCGGCUCCGCUCGGCUCAGCAUUGCUCCGAGCAAUUAUUUUGGGUUUGGCACCAUUUGACUUCCUUUUGCGUGCACGACCACAGAUAAGUCAAUCACUUGAAUUUUGACAACCCUAAAUAGCCGAAAGGGAUAGUGCGAUAUACUAGAAAGGGACAGCAUGAUUCGACCCGGAACCGCUGUCAAACUUCGUUUUUAUAGGAAGUUUCCUUUCUGUACGGUAGUAGUGGUAGUAAUAUUACUUAUUCUGUGGUAAAACUGCAUAAUCUUAUUGGGCUUAUAUAACUAGACCGAACUUAAUGAAACAGAUAUAUGAAGUUUAAUAAAAAUAAAUGAAAUUAUUUGUAGGUCAUGUGUGGAUGACCAAUCCAAUAAUCUUCCAUUAUACAUAUGUUUAUUGAUGUCUUCGCCUUCCCCUCAGGCGCUCUACUUUUUACAUUAUAAGUUUAUACUUGUAUGUUUAUACAUUGGAAAACAAUCUCACGAAUAAUAUGACUAUGUUUUAGUUCUAAUAGUAAAUAAGCUGCAUAAGCGAAUUGCACAUCUUAUCAGCGUUGUAAAUACUUAGUGAAAUGUGUACGUUAGAUAGUUCAAUUUAGACUAAGUACAAACUGUACAAAGUUGCGUUUUAUUUAUGGAAAAUAUUAUUUUUUGUACUGUACCUACUUAUUUUAAAUAUAUAUUCAUUGUUAAUCUUAAUCUGGUGUAAAUAUUACAAUUACUUAUUUAAUAUGUUUAAUACAGUUUUAAUUUUUAA